Messenger RNA from Oncorhynchus kisutch (coho salmon), 5107 nucleotides. Its product is annotated as ubiquitin-like modifier-activating enzyme 6. Gene Ontology annotation, cellular component: cytoplasm; SUMO activating enzyme complex. The record is from RefSeq and is a predicted model, not a curated record. NCBI's taxonomy places the organism in Eukaryota, Metazoa, Chordata, Actinopteri, Salmoniformes, Salmonidae. Gene Ontology annotation, biological process: protein sumoylation. Gene Ontology annotation, molecular function: SUMO activating enzyme activity.
AUGUCAGCUGACUCCAUGGAGAUUGAUGACUCCCUGUACAGUCGUCAGAGGUAUGUCCUGGGGGACAGUGCUAUGCAGCAGAUGGCUCAGUCUUCUGUCUUCCUCAGUGGAAUGGGAGGACUGGGAGUGGAGAUCGCAAAGAACAUCGUGUUGGCAGGUGUGAAGGUGUUGACGCUGCAUGACACUAAGCAGUGUGAGACGUGGGACUUGGGCUCCAACUUCUUCCUCAGACAGGACGAUGUGCUGACUCAGAGGAACAGGGCUGUGGCGGUCCAUCCCAGGGUAGCGGAGUUAAACCCUUAUGUCCAUGUGGACACGUCCUCCUCCUCUCUCGACCUCUCCACUGACCUCUGCUUCCUCAAGAGGUACCAGUGUGUGAUCCUGACUGAGGCCAGGCUGAGUCUCCAGAAGAAAAUCAAUGACUUCUGUCACUUCCAUCAGCCUCCAAUCAGGUUCAUUGGAUGUGACGCGUAUGGGAUCUGUGUGAGAGUGUUCUGUGACUUCGGGGACCAGUUUGAGGUGUCGGACCCCACUGGAGAGGAAGCCAAGGAGAUGUUUAUCCAGAACAUCACACAGGGUAACCCAGGGGUGGUAACCUGUAUGGACAGCAGGACCCACGGCCUCCAGACUGGACAGAGUGUUCUCUUCAGAGAGGUCAACGGCAUGGACACACUCAACGGCACCGCGCGACAGGUCACAGUCCUCUCUCCCUACAGUUUCGCCGUAGGGGACACGUCGUGUCUGCGGCCCUAUGCACACGGAGGCUUCUUCCUGCUGGUCAAAACCCCCAGAACGUACAGCUUCGAGACGAUGGAGCAGCAGCUGUCUGAGCCUCAGGUCCUGACUCCCGACUUCAGCAAACCAGAGGCCCCGCUGCAGAUCCACGCCGCCAUGCUGGCUCUUGAUGCCUUCCAGGAGCAACACAACAGACUGCCCAAUAUUGGGUGCUGUCAGGAUGCGGAGGUUCUGGUCAAACUAACAGAGGAAGUCAACCACACCUUGACAAACAGAGCUCCAGUGAAUAGUGAGUUGGUGCGUUGUCUCUCCAGAACGGCGCAGGGUUCUCUCCCUCCAUUGGCUGCGGCGGUGGGGGGCAUUGCCAGUCAGGAGGUCCUCAAGGCCCUCACAGGGAAGUUUGCCCCACUACAGCAAUGGUUCUAUCUAGAUGCCAUAGAGGUAGUGAAACCACUACUGUCUCUAUCAGCAGAGGAGUUUAGCCCCAGGGGUGAUCGGUACGACGGACUGAGGGCCUGCAUCGGGGAGACCAUGUGUCUGGAACUCCACAAGCUGAGAGUCUUUAUGGUGGGCUGUGGAGCCAUUGGCUGUGAGAUGCUCAAGAACUUUGCCCUGCUGGGAGUGGGAUUGGCCAAGAGCUCAGGAGAGGUGUGUGUGACGGACCCAGACCUGAUAGAGAAGUCCAACCUCAACAGACAGUUCCUCUUCAGAUCUCAGCACAUACAGAAACCUAAGAGCACCACAGCAGCCGUAGCGACCUUGGAGAUCAACCCAGAGAUGCAGGUAGACGCUCACCUCAACAAGGUGUGUCCUGCCACCGGGGUCUACAACGACCUGUUCUACUCCCGCCUACACCUGGUUGUCACGGCGCUGGACAAUGUGGAGGCUCGCAGAUACGUCGACAGCCGCAGUGUAUCCAAUCAGAAGGCUCUUCUGGAUUCCGGUACCAUGGGAACCAAAGGACACACGGAGAUCAUCGUGCCCAACCUGACCGAGUCUUACAACAGCCAUAGGGACCCACCAGAAGAGGAGAUUCCGUUCUGCACCCUCAAAUCUUUCCCUGCUGUCAUAGAACACACCAUCCAAUGGGCACGGGACAAGUUUGAGAGUGCGUUUGCCCACAAGCCCACCAUCUAUAAUAUGUUUUGGCAGACCCACUCCUCAGCAGAAGCCGUGCUACAGAGGAUGCAACAGAGGGAGACUCUGGAGGGGGCGUUCCAGGUCGUCAAGCUGCUGAGUCGACGGCCCAGCCAAUGGGAACACUGUAUCAUCCUGGCACGCCUCAAAUUCGACAAGUACUUCAAGAGAAAGGCUCUACAGCUGCUACACUCCUUUCCUCUGGACACUCGGUUAAAGGAUGGCAGUUUAUUCUGGCAGUCACCUAAACGACCCCCGUCUCCCAUAGAGUUUGACCUGAAGGACACACUGCACUUCAGUUUUGUCGUGAGCGCAGCUCGGCUUUAUGCUGAAAUCUACAACAUCCCCUACUCAGAGAAGGAUCUGUCACAGGAAGCAGUGUCCAGGAUGUUGUCAGAGAUUACCGUCCCAGAGUACAGGCCAGCAGAGAAGCGUAUUGAGACAGAUGAGAAUGUGAAGAAGCCUGAUCAGAUGAAGCUGUCCGUAAGCAGCGAGGAGGAGAGAGAGGCCAUCGCCCAGUUAGAGGAGGCUAUCACUGCAGACCACGUUACACCAGAGAGGUUACGGAUGUCUCCCCGGCUGUUCGAGAAGGACGAUGACCUCAACGGCCACAUGGACUUCGUGGCGUCGGCCUCCUCACUCAGGGCCAGGAUGUACUCCAUCGAGGUGGCCGACCGCCUCAAGACCAAACGCAUCGCCGGGAAGAUCAUCCCCGCCAUCGCCACAGCUACCGCCGCCGUCGCCGGGCUGGUGUCGUUGGAGCUGGUGAAGGUGGUGGGAGGAUACGGGUUUGAGUCGUUCAACAACUGUUUCUUCAACCUGGCCAUUCCUGUCAUGGUCCUCACCGAGGCUGCACCUGUCAAGAGAACACAGAUCAGGGAAGACAUCUUCUUUCUCUAUCUGGGACCGCUGGACUGUGUGGGGUCACCAACACUUCUCCCUCUCGGACUUCAUCAGCGCAGUGUUGGUGCAUUAUGGGAUAGAACCUACCAUGGUUGUCCAUGGAGUGAAGAUGCUCUAUGUUCCUGUGAUGCCAGGACACAACAAGAGACUGAAACUAACGAUGCAGAAGUUGAUCAAACCGUCUGUAGACCGUCGCUAUGUUGACCUGACCGUGUCCUUCGCUCCAGAGUCAGAUGGUGAUGAGGACCUUCCUGGACCCCCCGUUAGGUACUACUUCAGCCCCGACGGAGAAGCUCACACCGCCUGACACGCCCGGACCAUAACAUCCCUGACGCCCCACCAAAUAUAACCACCCCUCAGUCCCCUCAAACUAACCCUCUGUACCUGCAAAACCCUAGUUGACAACAGUGGUGCUUCUUGAACAGAGGUGGAUUCUAGAACAGGGGUGGAUUCUAGAACAGGGGUGGAUUCUAGAACAGGGGUGGAUUCUAGAACAGGGGUGGAUUCUAGAACAGGGGUGGAUUCUAGAAUAUAUGUUGAUUCUAGAAUAUAUGUUGAUUCUAGAAUAUAUGUUGAUUCUAGAAUAUAUGUUGAUUCUAGAAUAUAUGUUGAUUCUAGAAUAUAUGUUGAUUCUAGAAUAUAUGUUGAUUCUAGAAUAUAUGUUGAUUCUAGGACAGAUGGUGAUUCUAGAAUAUAUGUUGAUUCUAGAACAGGGGUGGAUUCUAGAAUAUAUGUUGAUUCUAGAAUAUAUGUUGAUUCUAGAAUAUAUGUUGAUUCUAGGACAGAUGUUGAUUCUAGGACAGAUGGUGAUUCUAGGACAGAUGGUGAUUCUAGGACAGAUGGUGAUUCUAGAACAGAUGUUGAUUCUAGAACAGGUGGUGAUUCUAGAACAGAUGGUGAUUCUAGAACAGAUGGUGAUUCUAGAACAGAUGGUGAUUCUAGAACAGAUGGUGAUUCUAGAACAGAUGGUGAUUCUAGAACAGAUGGUGAUUCUAGAACAGGGCUGGCCCCAUGUACCAUUAUUAGAGGUAGAACGAGGGCUGUAGAUGGAUAUAACCUGGUCUGAUGAGUUCUCUUUCUACCUCUAUGAGAAGAGGGAACCACUUGGCUGUGUACAUAGUAGUCCCUCUUUGUUUUCUACUCUGGUUUAAAGCACAGCUCUGACUGGUGUUUUCUACUCUGGUUUAAAACACAGCUCUGACUGGUGUUUUCUACUCUGGUUUAAAGCACAGCUCUGACUGGUGUUUUCUACUCUGGUUUAAAGCACCGUUCCGACUGGUGUUUUCUACUCUGGUUUAAAGCACAGCUCUGACUGGUGUUUUCUACUCUGGUUUAAAGCGCAGCUCUGACUGGUGUUUUCUACUCUGGUUUAAAGCACAGCUCUGACUGGUGUUUUCUACUCUGGUUUAAAGCACAGCUCUGACUGGUGUUUUCUACUCUGGUUUAAAACACAGCUCUGACUGGUGUUUUCUACUCUGGUUUAAAACACAGCUCUGACUGGUGUUUUUCUACUCUGGUUUAAACACAGCUCUGACUGGUGUUUUCUACUCUGGUUUAAAGCACCGUUCCGACUGGUGUUUUCUACUCUGGUUAAAGCACAGCUCUGACUGGUGUUUUCUACUCUGGUUUAAAGCACAGCUCUGACUGGUGUUUUCUACUCUGGUUUAAAGCACAGCUCUGACUGGUGUUUUCUACUCUGGUUUAAAGUACAGCUCUGACUGGUGUUUUCUACUCUGGUUUAAAACACAGCUCUGACUGGUGUUUUCUACUCUGGUUUAAAGCACAGCUCUGACUGGUGUUUUCUACUCUGGUUUAAAGCACAGCUCUGACUGGUGUUUUCUACUCUGGUUUAAAUCACAGCUCUGACUGGUGUUUUCUACUCUGGUUUAAAACACAGCUCUGACUGGUGUUUUCUACUCUGGUUUCAAACACAGCUCUGACUGGUGUUUUCUACUCUGGUUUAAAGCACAGCUCUGACUGGUGUUUUCUACUCUGGUUUAAAGCACAGCUCUGACUGGUGUUUUCUACUCUGGUUUAAAUCACAGCUCUGACUGGUGUUUUCUACUCUGGUUUAAAGUACAGCUCAGACUGGUGUUUUCUACUCUGGUUUAAAGCACAGCUCUGACUGGUGUUUUCUACUCUGGUUUAAAGCACAGCUCUGACUGGUGUUUUCUACUCUGGUUUAAAGUACAGCUCAGACUGGUGUUUUCUACUCUGGUUUGAAACACAGCUCAGACUGCUAUGCACAUACCUUAACUAACAACCUUGUGUGUUUGUCACGACGAUGAUGAUGCUAAGAAUAAAAACGACCGUGUUUACACACCCAUACAUA